AUGCAGCCCGCGACGUGGAUCUUCGGGCUCUGCGUGGCCGGCGCCGCCGCGAGCCAGCAGCGGGCGACCCUCCUCGAACUCUACGACGCGACGGGCGGGAGCGGCUGGGCCAACGCGAGCGGCUGGGCGACGGCGGCGGCCGACGAGUGCGCCUGGCACGGCGUCACCUGCGCCGGCGGCCGCGUCGUCGCGCUCGACCUCGUCGAGAACGGCCUCGACGGCCUGCUGCCGGCCCUCGGCGGCCUCGGCGCGCUCGAGGAGCUGCUCCUCGCGGAGAACGUCGGGCUGUCCGCGAACCUCACGAGCCUCAAGCCGGUCCUCGCGGGGAACCUCACGACGCUGGACCUCGGGUCCGCCGAGAUCGUCGGCGGCCUGCCCGACGACGCCUUCGCCGACGCGCCCAACCUCGACCUCCUCCGGCUGGCGUCCGAGUCCCUGGCCGGCGAGCGCCUGCCGAGCGCGUGGCCCGCGCCGUGCGUUUUGACGACGCUGAGCGUCCAGUACAGCGGCCUCGUCGGCCCGUUGCCCGCGGCGCUCGGCGGGUGCGACGGGCUGACGAACCUGCGCCUGAGCGGGAACCACUUCACGGGCGCGCUGCCCGACGCGUGGCGCGACCUGGCGUCCCUCGAGCGGCUCAUGCUCUCCGCGGGCAGCGACAACGCGACGACCACGCGGGCGUUGGCGGGGCCCCUCGACGCCGUCGCGUCCCUGCCGGCGCUCACGUACGUCUUCGCCAAGUCGCAGCGCUUCAACGGCACGCUGCCGAACUUCGGGAGCGCGCUCCGGGUGCUCAACCUCGAGAACAACGACGUCGACGCCUUCGCGGACGACUUCGGCCGCAACAUGAGCGCCUGCGAGACGCUGAGCCUCGCGGGCAACCGCCUGGCGACGCUGCCCGAGUCCUGGGCCGAGGCGGACGCCGUCGUCAUGCCCGAGCUCCUCGUGCUGUCGCUGGCCGAGAACGCGAUCGCGCUGGACGUCCGGGACGCCGCGCGGCGCGUGCCCGUGCGCAUGCACCGCUUCUCGCGCCUCAUGGUCUUCGACCUGAGCGGCAACCUGUUAACGGGCGACCUCGACGCCGCCUACGACAGCAAGCCGCCGGCGGAAACGUUGCGCACCGCGAAGCUCGCGCGCAACGCGCUCACGGGCAGCCUGCCCGCGCCGGCGAACCUCCCGGAGGUGAUCACGACGCUCGACCUCUCGGACAACGACCUCGAGGGCGCCGUCUGGUCCGAGUACGCCAACCUGGAGAACCUCUACGUCGCGGGGAACCCGAGGAUGGGCGACGACGCGCUGCCCGUGUUCCUCGAGGCGGACCGGUCGAGCAAGGUCGUCGACGAGCCGUCCGGGCGCCGCUGCUUCCCCGCCGUGUCCACCGUCGAGGGCCACGACGUGACCAUCGACGACGCCUACGACGGCUACGACCGCUGCUCCUGCGCCAAGGGGUACGUGUUGGACCGCGCGACGGGAUACUGCGAGGGCUGCGCCGCGGGGACGUACGACGCCGGCCGCGGGUGCGCGAGCUGCCCCAACGGCACGUGGUCGAAGCCGCGCGCCAAAAGCCUGGACUACUGCGCGUGCCUCGAGUCGCACCGGGCCUUCGACGGGGGCAACUGCACGGCCUGCCUCGCGGGCACGGAGCUGUCGGAGGACGGCGACGGCGUCUCGGAGUGCGCGCGGUGCCCGGUCGGGACGUACAGCCCGGGGAACGGCGAGGGCUGCUCCGCGUGCUACGGCGAGACGUCCUACGCCGACGAGCGCGGGCUGACGGCCUGCAAGACCUGCCCGGCGAACAGCGCGCGCGCCUGGACCCUGCUCGACGCGGGCGUGGCCCUCGACGAGUGCGUCUGCCUCUUCGGCUACUACUCGUCGGUCGCGAACGCGAGCUACGUGCGCGGAUCGUCGCGCCACGCGACCUGGGGCCUGCCGGGCGUGGACUGCCUGCCCUGCCCCGACGGCGCGUCGUGCCUCGGCUACGGCCACGCGCCGCUGACGAGGCCGAACCACUGGGCCCACGUCGACGACCCGACGCGGACGGCCGAGUGCCGGCCGGGCCUGGGCCGCUGCGCGGUCAAUGCCGCAAACUGCCGGCCCCUCGAGGCGUCGAUGAUCUGGGGCACGAUCGGCGUCAUCGAGAGCGACGUCGUCUGCGCCGACGUCGGCUACGAAUGCGCCGAGGGCUACGGGAACACGCUCUGCGAGCGCGUGUCGAGCCCGGGCUACUACAAGUUCGGCUACUACAACCCCGAGGCGUGCCCCGACGAGCCGGACAUGCGGAAAGUAUUCGCGGCGGGCGUGAGCGCCGCGUUCUUCGUCGGCUACCUCGUCCUGCACUCGUUCCUCGAGACCGUGCCGUCGAUCAACCUCAUCAUCUACUUCCUGCAGUUGGCGGGGAUCGUCCUGCACUGCAAGUUCCCGAAGCCGGACAGCAUGCACCCCUUCGGCACGUUCCUGAACGUCCUGCUCCUCGAUCUCGACGUCUUGGCGCCGACGUGCUGGGUCGACUGGUCGCCGGCGGACUCGCUGAGUUACCAGCUCUUCCUCGCGGCCGGGGGCUUCGCGCGCUACGUCGGCCUCGUGGUCUGGAAGUUCCUCUGGCGGGGCUGCCGGCCGGGGGAUUUGGAUUUCGAGGACGGCGCGCUCGGCGGCGAGUUCUACCACGCGUGCCAGCAGGCGAUGUCGUUCAUGACGCUCCAGCACGCCGUCAUCACCUUCAAGGCGCUGCGGUUGCUCCCCUGCGACACGAUCUUCGGCGAGUCGUUCCUCGAGGCGGACCACGACGUCCGCUGCAUGGGCGAAGACGGGACGAUGCAGCGCGGCUUCGCGGCGUUCAUCGUCGCCGUCGUCGGCGUCGGCCUCCCGCUGCUCGGCUACGUCCGCGUCUGGCGCUCGCUCCGGGAGAAGAAGGGCGUCCACGACUCGGAGACGCAGGCGCUCGUCGGCUACCUCGUCGCGCCGUACCACCACCCCUGCCACAACUGGCACGCGCGGCGCGCGCUCGUCGCCUUCCUCGUCGCGCUCUGCGCGACGAACGUGAACCCGGCGCCCGUGCAGCUCGGCUUCGUCCUCGUGGCCUUCGCGCGCUUCGCGCUCGAGGAGGCGGAGAAGCAGCCCCACAUCUCCAGCGGCCUGAACUCGCUCGCGAACUGGGCCUGGUUCUACCUGCUGGCCCUCGCGGCGGCGUCCGUCGGUCUGCUCGAGGACGGCGGCCGCGGCACGGUCAUCGUCUUCCAGCCGGACGCGGACUGGCGGACCGUCUACGCGGCGCUCUGCUACGCGGGCGCGGGGCCCCUCGUCGCCGUCGCCGGCGGGCGGGCCAUCAAGGAGCACGCGAAGCACCAGGCGCGGAACCGGAACAAGCACGUGCUCCGCCGCUACGCGCGGUCCAGCGGCACCAAGCGCAAGAGCCCCGCGCCGGAGGACGCGGUCGCGGCCGGCGGCACGCCGGGCUGCGGCGAGGACUGGCUCGCGGCGCUGAAGUACGUGGCCGAGGUCGCCGCGGACUGCAGCAACGUCCACCUCCACGGCGGCGGCGGCAAGACGGAGAAGGCGGCCCGCGAGUACGCGAAGCUCGUCGCCGCGGGCGAGCUCGCGGCGACGCUCCACCCCUGGGCCCUGGGCCAGUACCUCACGGACCCGCACCGCUCGCCGAGCGACAUCGACGACUUCUUCGAUUUGGCGGAGCACAUGUGCCACGUCGUCGACGACGCGUCCCCGACGUCCGUCUACUCGGGCGACCACCGCGCGACGUUCUGGCGCGAGUUCGCCCAAUCCUUCGGCGGGGCCAUCGACUUCGUCGUCCACUUCCUGACGACGGUGGAGCGCCAGGUCUUCUUCUCCGUCCUCACGCGGCUCCAGGAGCACACGUGCAUCGCGAACAAGGCCUCGCGGAGCCUCCACUACGCCGUCGCCGAGGAGGACCGGUCGUCCGUGCUCUACUACCUGCUCUGCACGAACCCCAAGGACUUUGGGCGCUGCGCCGACUUCCUCAAGGCCAUGGCGGCCGCGUGCCGCGACCGGCCGCCGCCGGGGCCCAUCCGCGCGGUGCUCGAGGGCCACGUCGCGGCGCUCGCGGACCCCUACGACAAGGCGGUCAUCGAGGCGGACAUGGCGCGCCAGACGCAGCACAAGGAGCACCACGCGCGGCGCCAGUCGCAGACGCUCCUCUCGGAGUUCGAGAAGUUCAACACGCGCGAGAUGCAGAUGGUCGAGGAGGGGCUCGACCUCAUCCGCGGCAUGGAGCUCCGCGGCGGCCGCGCGCGCGGCCGCUCGUCGUCGUCGGAGAACGGGGGCUCGCCGGACCGCGGCCGGUCCCCGUCGCCGGAAUCGCCGCGGUCGCCGCCGCGGUCGCCGCGGUCGCCGCCGCCGGGCGGCGACGCGCCGCGGCGCCGGAAGAAGUGGGCCAAGAAGCGCCGCGACACGCGCGAGACGACCGUGGGCUGCUUCAUCCCCAUCUGCACCGUCACGGAGAGCCGGAACAAGCCCAAGGUCGCGCCGGAGAAGGCCGACCUCGCCGCGAGCCUCGGCAUCGACGGCGACGGCGCCGAGGAGAACAAGGCCGAGGACGGCGACGCCGAGGGCGCGCCGGUGGACGAGGGCGGCGACGCCGAGGGCGCGCCGGCGGACGAGGGCGGCGACGCCGAGGGCGCGCCGGUGGACGAGGACGAGGUCAUCCUCGAGGAAGGCGACGCGUCGCCCGUGCCGCGCCUCCUCGUCUAA
Molecule: messenger RNA, 4719 nt
Organism: Aureococcus anophagefferens
Lineage: Eukaryota; Pelagophyceae; Pelagomonadales; Pelagomonadaceae
Exons: 2
Coding region: 1-4719 (1572 amino acids)
Molecular function (GO): protein binding
Source: RefSeq, a predicted model, not a curated record